AUGAGUGAUGUGUUUGAGGGGUACGAACGCCAAUACUGCGAGCUCUCCGUCAAUGUCUCAAACAAAUGCACACCCACCACCACUGUUGAUGGAGAACAAAGGAAGCAGAGAACUGAAGAGAUGAAAGCUGCAUUUGAUGAAGCUGAUGAUUUGAUUAGGAAGAUGGACCUCGAGGCAAGGAGUCUGCAGCCGAGUGUGAAGGCGCCGCUUCUUGCCAAGGUGAGAGAAUAUAAAACCGAUUUGAACAACUUGAAGAGCCAAGUUAAGAGAAUAACAGCACCAGAGAUCAGUCCUUCAGCCCGAGACGAGUUGUUGGAGUCUAGAGAAGCAGAUAACUACUUGACGGCCUCAAAUGAUCAGAGAGGAAGGUUGUUGAUGGGAACAGAAAGAAUAAACCAGUCGAGUGACAGAAUCAAGGCGAGUAGAAGAACAGUGCUGGAAACCGAGGAGCUUGGCGUUUCGAUCCUCCAAGACUUGCAUCAACAACGCCAGUCCCUUCUACAUGCCAGUAACACUUUGCAUGGGUUAGAUGAAACUAUUACCAAGAGUAAGAAGGUUCUGGUUGCCAUGACAAGAAGGAUGAGCAGAAAUAAAUGGAUCAUGGGUUCCAUAGUAGGAGUUCUCGUCCUCGCAAUCCUGCUUAUUCUUUACUUGAAGAUAUCACACUAA
Messenger RNA from Fragaria vesca subsp. vesca, 669 nucleotides. Its product is annotated as vesicle transport v-SNARE 13-like. Gene Ontology annotation, biological process: vesicle fusion; vesicle-mediated transport; intracellular protein transport. The record is from RefSeq and is a predicted model, not a curated record. The transcript has 5 exons. NCBI's taxonomy places the organism in Eukaryota, Viridiplantae, Streptophyta, Magnoliopsida, Rosales, Rosaceae. Gene Ontology annotation, cellular component: late endosome membrane; ER to Golgi transport vesicle membrane; endoplasmic reticulum membrane. The coding region runs from base 1 to 669 and encodes 222 amino acids. Gene Ontology annotation, molecular function: SNAP receptor activity; SNARE binding.